Messenger RNA from Periconia digitata, 1686 nucleotides. NCBI's taxonomy places the organism in Eukaryota, Fungi, Ascomycota, Dothideomycetes, Pleosporales, Periconiaceae. The record is from the annotation of a GenBank genome assembly.
AUGUCUGACCCUAUUGUUGAGGCUGUACAGAAGCACCCGGCGCCUGAGGGUCUGGUGUACACAUAUGGCACUGCAGGAGUAUUUUCGUACCAAAGCGUAAAAACCCCCUCCCCGGAAACACGACAAGUACACACUCGGGCCUGGGCUAAUGGGAGAAGUGAGGUCCUCGAUUCCGUUCUAACACGCGUUGGCCUUGUAGCGGCCCUUCGAUCUCGCUCGCUGAAAGGAAAAUGGAUCGGCGUCAUGAUCACCGCGUCCCACAAUCCGCCCGAGGAUAAUGGAGUCAAGCUUGUUGAGCCACUGGGUAAUAUGUUGCAAGAAGACUGGGAGGUUAUUAGCACCGAAAUUGCAAACAAGGCCACCCCAGAAGAUGUCUCCAAGUACUAUCACGAUAUCGCUGCACAGCAAAAAGCCGACCUCGAAACCCCCGCCCGCGUAGUCGUCGCCCGCGAUACAAGAGCAUCUGGGAGCAGACUACUUGGUUGCCUUCUAGACGGGUUGAAAGGUGCCGGGGCCGAAGUCAAAGAGUACGGCUUUUUGACGACUCCACAAUUGCAUUAUAUGGUCAGGUGUCUGAACACAGAAGGCACCAAGGACGCAUAUGGAACUCCUACCGAGAAGGGGUACUAUGAGAAAUUUGGUGCGGCUUUCAAGACGGCUCUAAAAGGCAAAAAGCCCAGCGGCAGCUUGACCGUGGAUUGUGCCAAUGGAGUUGGAGGCCCCAAGCUGACCGAACUCAUCAAGCACCUUCCGUCAAAGGAAGAGGGUUUGGAAAUCCACGUCAUCAACGAUAAUGUCAUCAAGCCUGAAAGCUUGAACGUAGACUGCGGUGCAGACUUCGUCAAAACGAACCAGCGUGCUCCACCAUCAUCAAAAGCAGGUCCCGGCGAUCGAUGCUGCUCACUAGACGGUGAUGCCGAUCGUGUUGUUUACUACUUCAAGGAUGCCAACAACGUAUUCCGCCUGCUCGACGGGGACCGCAUCGCAACUCUCGUAGCCUCCUUCCUAGGAGACCAGGUCCGCCUUGCUGGUCUGGCAGAUUCCUUGAAGAUCGGUGUUGUCCAGACGGCAUACGCCAACGGAGCGGCAACACAAUACGUAGAGCAGCAUCUCAAACUCAAGGUCGAUUGCACACCUACCGGAGUCAAAUAUCUUCACCAUGCUGCUGAGAAGCUCGACAUUGGUGUUUACUUUGAGGCCAACGGCCAUGGCACCGUCAUCUUCUCGCCUGAUACCUUGGACACAAUCGCUACACACGAGCCCAAAUCACCCGGCCAAAAGGAAGCUCUGGAUGUACUCCGGGCUUGCAUUGACCUGAUCAAUCAAUCUGUCGGAGACGCGCUUUCCGACUUCCUCCUUGUCGAAGUAGUACUCGCACACAAGAACUGGGGUCCCCAAGAAUGGCUCUCUACUUACACCGAUCUCCCUAACCGUCUUCUCAAGGUCAUCGUUAACGACCGUAAGAUCUUCAAGACGACAGACGCCGAGCGCCGCCUGGUUGCUCCCGAAGGUCUGCAAGCGCUGAUUGACAAAGAGGUACAGAAGGUGCGCCAGGGUCGGUCCUUUGCUCGUGCCAGUGGCACCGAGGAUGCGGUCCGGGUUUAUGCAGAGGCAGCUACCAAGGCGGAGGCAGAAGACCUUGCAAGGAAGGUCAGUGAGCUUGUCAAGAAUGCUGGAGGUCAGUAG